Molecule: messenger RNA, 378 nt
Organism: Staurois parvus
Lineage: Eukaryota; Metazoa; Chordata; Amphibia; Anura; Ranidae
Source: the annotation of a GenBank genome assembly
AUGCUUGCACAUGGGACCCCAGCAGACAAGCUUAGGUGGUCCUUCAAGCUAUACGACAAGGACGGAGAUGGUGCUAUCACCCACUCGGAGAUGCUGGAUAUCAUGAGGGCUGUGUAUAAAAUGAGUGUCGCAGCAUCCCUUACAAAGGUCAACCCAAUGACUGCAGAAGAAUGCACUAAUCGCAUCUUCAUCCGUCUGGACAAGGAUCAAAAUGCCAUCAUCAGUCUUCAGGAAUUUGUAGAUGGUUCUCUGGAUGAUGAGUGGGUCAGAGAGAUGCUAGAAUGUGAUCUCAGCACGGUGGAAAUCCAGAAGAUGACGAAACACGGUCAUUUACCUGCAAGAUCAUCCAGGGAAAGACUCUUUCAUGACAAUACAUAA